Molecule: messenger RNA, 1047 nt
Organism: Indicator indicator
Lineage: Eukaryota; Metazoa; Chordata; Aves; Piciformes; Indicatoridae
Gene: PLPPR5
Product: phospholipid phosphatase related 5
Exons: 6
Coding region: 1-1047 (348 amino acids)
Biological process (GO): signal transduction; phospholipid metabolic process; phospholipid dephosphorylation
Molecular function (GO): phosphatidate phosphatase activity
Source: RefSeq, a predicted model, not a curated record
AUGCGAGUGCCCUCUCCGCUCACCAGCAUGCUUUACUUCCAGAUGGUGAUCAUGGCAGGGACCGUGAUGCUGGCUUAUUAUUUCGAGUACACGGACACCUUCACGGUCAACGUGCAAGGCUUCUUCUGCUACGAGGGCGCGUACCGAAAGCCUUAUCCGGGCCCGGAGGACCGCAGCGCCGUGCCCCCGGUGCUCCUUUACUCGCUGACCGCAGGCGUGCCCGUGCUGGUGAUUAUCGUUGGAGAAACUGCAGUGUUUUGUCUGCAGUUAGCUACAAAGGAUUUUGAAAACCAAGAGAAAACAAUAUUAACUGGAGACUGUUGUUAUAUAAAUCCCCUGGUGCGAAGGACCAUCAGAUUCCUUGGAAUUUAUGCAUUUGGACUGUUUGCUACAGACAUCUUUGUAAAUGCUGGUCAAGUAGUAACGGGGAAUCUUGCACCACAUUUCCUUGCACUUUGUAAACCCAACUAUACAGCACUUGGAUGUAAACAGUACACACAGUUCAUCAGCAGCGUGCAUGCCUGUACUGGAAAUCCAGAGCUCAUCACAAAAGCCAGGAAGACUUUCCCCUCCAAAGAAGCAGCACUAAGUGUAUAUGCAGCUAUGUACCUGGCUAUGUAUAUCACCAACACAGUAAAGGCCAGAGGAACAAGGCUUGCAAAACCUGUUCUGUGCUUGGGCUUAAUGUGCUUGGCUUUCCUGACUGGAAUCAACAGAGUGUCAGAGUAUCGCAAUCACUGGUCAGACGUAAUAGCAGGGUUUGUCAUCGGCAUCUCUAUAGCAGUCUUUUUGGUUGUUUGUGUGGUAAAUAACUUCAGAGGACGUCAGCCAGAGCAUGAACACUCUCAUGUGGAUAAUCUGGCCCAGAUGCCCAUGAUCAGCAUACCCCGAGUUGAAAGCCCUUUAGAAAAGGUGUUACAGAAUCAAGGCAUUAGUAGGAGUCAGGAGGAUGCUUUGCAGCGCAGCUCCCUCAGAGCACGCAUCCUCAGGUUCUUCUCCUGGAUGUCAGGGAUGGAGCGCUUGGAGCAGCUGCGUAUCAGGCAAUAA